AUUGAGAACGUCACUUGAUAGUGUGAGAUCGGGUAGAGUGGAUAGAGCAAUAUAUACUAACCUUCUAGCAAAUGAUUUAUUGCAGUGUGUGCAAUGGAACGUUUUACCAGCUUCCUUUUGAUCUUUUAUUUCAUUAAGUAAUCUAUAGGGGAAAUGGGAGUAACUUACGAGCAGAUCUUGCGUGUCUACGUAAGAAUUCAGCUCUCGAGUAGCUCGUACCACAAAUCUCGCAGAUGAAUUGUUUUGAUGACAUGGAUGUUGAUAGAAAAGAGAUGUUCUUGGUAAGCGACGAUGUACUUUCGGAGCUUUUUAAGAGGCGUCAAUAGGAAGCAAUUUAGUUACAGUAAUAAGCGUACAUUCUUCUUUAACGCUGCAUCUACUCAAUUAGUGGGGUCUUCAACUACACCACAUAUCGUACCAAGUUUAAUUCCCUAUAUGGUCGCACUCUUGUUAGCUGCUACAAAUAAUAACGAAAACUGCGAUAACAUGGACCAUAUUGUUGCUGACCCUCCACUUGAACUCUACGAUACAAAGAGCGCAGGAAUAGCUGUAAGGGCCUCUAGGGAUAUAAAGAGGGGUGAAUUGCUUAUUUCUGAAUUACCUUUACUCAUAUGGGAGGAGGGAAUGUCUCCGGAACAAUUAAGACAUUGGACAGAUCAAUUGACACCUUCAGCACGUCAAACUCUGUUUAAUUUGUCUAAACGGUCUGAUAAGCUUGCUAUAGAAGCUGAAGAGAAGGAUAAUACAGAUGAAUCAGCUCGUAUACGUUCAGCUAAUGGUUUCGAUUUGGAACUUCCAGGUAUUCCUUUAUCAUUUCAUGGAAAAUUACCACCUCAACCAACACGUGCUAGCUUCUUAUUUCCUAAUAUUAGUAGGAUAAAUCACUCAUGUUUACCAAGUUGCGGUCACGCACUCGAUUGGACUCGUCUUCGAAUGGAGAUUUUUGCUAUGCGCGAUAUACAUAAAGGUGAAGACAUCUCAAUAGAGUAUCUCCCACAGAUGAUUACUCUUUCAACUGAAGAAAGGAAAGCGAAAUUGCAGACAACAUUUGGCUUCAGUUGUGCAUGCCAACUCUGCUCAAGUGAUAAUGAAACAAUCGAGCAAUCAGAUAGACGUAGAAAACAACUUAAGCUAUCAUCAAGGAAUCUCUUUGGCGCUGGCCUUAACAGACAACAAAUGGUUGGGGAGUUAGAACGUAUGCGUGUGAUCCUUCAAGAGGAGGGCUACAAGGUUUUGCCAGAGUUCGAACAAGAGAACAUAUCAAAAGCCUACGCUGUAUUUACUCAAAUGCGUUCAAACUUUAUUAAACAAGACGAAGAAUAAUCAUUAUUUAUUUAUUUGUACAAAAUUUUCAUAUA
Molecule: messenger RNA, 1358 nt
Organism: Wallemia mellicola CBS 633.66
Lineage: Eukaryota; Fungi; Basidiomycota; Wallemiomycetes; Wallemiales; Wallemiaceae
Product: SET domain-containing protein
Exons: 2
Coding region: 292-1323 (343 amino acids)
Molecular function (GO): protein binding
Source: RefSeq, a predicted model, not a curated record